Messenger RNA from Polistes dominula (European paper wasp), 1635 nucleotides. Its product is annotated as TELO2-interacting protein 2. NCBI's taxonomy places the organism in Eukaryota, Metazoa, Arthropoda, Insecta, Hymenoptera, Vespidae. The record is from RefSeq and is a predicted model, not a curated record.
AAUUGUAUAGCAAAGCAAAGAGAAUAGUCUGAUGAAAGUCUAGGAAGCAUCUCUUUGUUGGAAUUAAAUGAUUUUUACUGUUUUAUAGAUAUCAUAUUUAUUUAAUAAUCAAAGAAUAAUAAUUUAAUCGAAAGUAAGACCUGUCACUUUUUUUAACUCUAGGAUAGGUUAGAAAUUGUAAGUUUUUGUAUAAAAAGGAAAUACACAAAGGAUAUAAUGUUCCAUGGGGAACAAUUUAUAUAUAUAUAAUAAUAAUAUAAUAUAUCUUGAAGAAAAUUUCAAUUUUAACACAUUAACCUUUCAUUCUGUCAAAAUUCUACAUUGCAAUAUAUAAUGGACAACCUCAUAAAUAAAUUUGAAGAUUUAAAGAUACCAGAAACUACAAUGACAGAAGAACUAUGGUUAAAAUGGAUUGAUGUUGUAGAAAAUAGUUUUGUACCACAGAAAAUAUGUGGCAAUGAACGACCACUCGAGGAAGAAGACUUCAGAGAAUAUAGAGCUAUAGUGGAUAGAAAUUUAAAUAAUAUUAAAAUGAUGUUAGAAUCUGUUCUAGAAAAGUGUAAGGAAACUAAUAAACGAAUAGAUUGUGACAGUAUAUUAGGAAAAACAUUUGGUAUGAAUUUAUUAUACUUGAUUGGAGAAAUGCAUGAGAAAAAUGUUUGGAACACUGCAGAAUCAGUGAAAAUUUCCAAAACAUUAUCUUCUUAUUUCUGUCAAUUAUAUGUCUAUGAAAACGUUAAAGACUUUAUAUGGCUAGGUAAUAAUAUUGUUGUGAUGUUUGAAAAGUUUAGAUACAAAUUGCAACGUGACACUUGGAAAACUUAUCCAUCUGCUGUUGCAUGGUACAAAUGGUUCAUACAUCAUAUAAAGGGAUUUACUCCAUUCAAGAUUCGUGAAGUAUUAUUUCCAACGAUUCUAAUAAUUCUUGAUGAUUAUGUACCCGAAAAUAUAGUCAAAGGAUUAGAAUGCUUACAUUUACUUACAAAUAACUCUUGUCCAUUAUUGAAAAAAGAAUUUAUAGAAACUGGUUAUGCAGAAGCAAUUUAUUACUCAUUAGAACGUCUAGCUCAUCAAAGAAAUGUGAUAUAUACUGUACCCUUGUAUUUGUGUUUAAAAGAUAUCUUAGAAAUGCUGGACAUGCAUGAUAAUAUUAAUUUAUUUGAGUGGAAUAAACGAGAUGUAAUACUUUCAAUAUUAUUAAGUCAUAUGGAAUUUGAACAAGAUGUAGAAUUACGUCAUGCUUAUAUGUUAAGUUUACCACAACUUCUUAGCAUUGGUAGUACCAAAUGGUGUGACAAAAUUGCAAGAAUACUUUCUGAUUAUUGUAAACAUCAGACAGAUCUUAGAACUUUGAAAGUUACGGUAAAGGCUGUCAAAGUUUAUAUUAUGAUGUUCAACUUUCGAGUAGUGUCAAAAUAUGUAUCAUUGUGUAAGGAAUUAAUAGAAUUACGUUUUGAUUUAAUGAAAACACCUAUAUUUGAUAUGGAAAUAGUGCAAAAUUUAGAAGAUUGCAUUUUUUAUUUCUAUAAAAAUCCACCCAGUGCAGGCUGUUUUCAUAAUGAUUGUUACAAACCUCAAAUACAAGGUCUGAGUUAUAAUAAAUAUUUGGAAUAAAUGUUCUCUAAGUCAUUUUAU